UAUGGGUUGGGAUGCGAAGAUUUGAAUUUUCAGGCGUGGUGUGUGUGCUGCUAUGGCGUCGAUGCGGCGGAGAGUAGGGAGCUACAUUUGCUCGGAGCUCUGUGGCUCGGUUAUGAACCAGAGGCUGUACUCUUCGAGGGUGGACUGGAAGCAGCUUCGGCCUAUGAUCCUCAAGAGGAUAAAGAACCGGGCACAGGAUUAUCCAGUCAAGCGCAUGAUUCCAGUUGCAGAGGAGGUAUUCGAGGCUAGAGAGAUUGUCACCAGAGGUGUAUCAGCACUGCUUCAAGUUGUUCCCGUACAUUCAUGCAAGUUUUGUCCUGAAGUUCAUAUUGGAGCUUUAGGGCAUCAGAUGAAAUCAUGCCAUGGUUUCAAGCGUAUGAUCAAGGAUCAGCCGCAUAAAUGGGGACCAGGGUGCUUGAAUGAUAUCCUUGUCCCUGUUGAAUCCUUCCACCUGGAAAACACGUUCCAAGAUGAAAUAAAGCAUGACCAGAGGUUUGAUUUCCCUCGCGUCCCAGCUGUACUCGAGCUCUGCAAUCAAGCAGGUGCAGAUAUACCUGAUGAAGUUUGGCAUACGGAUGGCACAUUAUCCACAACAGUCAGAGGAAAUGAUGAAAACCCUGCCACUUUUUUGCCAGAAGAGCUUAGAUUCAUAGGUCAGAGAACAAUAGAAGCAUGGGAAAGGCUCAGAUUAGGUGUGACAAAACUCCUAUUGGUCUACCCAUCCAAAGUGUGUGAGCAUUGCUCUGAAGUGCAUGUUGGGCUAUCAGGGCACAAGGCUAGAAUGUGUGGAGUAUUCAAGUUCCAGGGCUGGCGUGGUAAGCACAAGUGGAAAAAGGCCGGUGUGGAUGACUUAGUUCCUCCAAAGAUUGUUUGGCAUCAGCGGCCUCAUGACCCACCGGUUCUUGUUGACAGUGGGAGAGAUUAUUAUGGUCAUGCACCUGCAGUCAUUGAGCUUUGUAUGCAGGUUGGUGCAAGAGCACCCCCAAAAUACCAUUGCAUGAUGAAGGCACAAGGUCUGGCACCGCCAAUUAAAUGAGGCCUUGGGAUCUAAGGAGUUGAUUACCUAGUUAGAUCAACACAUAGUUAGACACAUGAAUUGUACAGGUCAGACAUCAAAAGACUAAUGCAGAGAAACUCAAUGGUUGCAAAUGUUGUGCUUUACCGAAGACAUUAGUUCUUUGAAGACUGUCUGUUAUCAGAAUUAAGGUCAGAAUUAACACAAUUAAUUUAUAUACCCACUGAUCUGAAUUAGAAUUCUCAGAUUAAAAUUCUUUCUGUGGACAUCUGCAUGCAUGGUAAUCUGGUUGCAGUAUUCAGAGCUAUUACUUUCUGGCCUUCCAUUUGUUCCUCCUACAUUAUUUUCCAACAUGGAUGGGUGGACUUUAGAAGCCUGCAAUUGGGCCUUCUACUUCUCUUAUCUACUGUAGCAUCAAGGGUUACCAUUUGUUUUUGUGUAAACUUGCUCACAUUACAUAGACACCUUAUAGGCAGUUUUCUUAUAAGUUAGCCAUGUAGAGACACCUUGUUGCAGGCUGCAACAUUUGAUGUGGAACAUCACAGAUGAAUGUAUCACUUGCUGUAUUGUAAGCCCUUGCAGUCACAUUCUUUGAAGCUGUAAUCUGUGUACAGAUGUUUACCUGGGUUCUUUUUGCUCAUUUGAUGUGCGGAUAAUUGCAGCCACGUUGGCUGAUCGCUGAAGAUAAUAAAUAAAUGGAUAAUUAAGUUUUUGUAAA
Molecule: messenger RNA, 1733 nt
Organism: Oryza brachyantha (malo sina)
Lineage: Eukaryota; Viridiplantae; Streptophyta; Magnoliopsida; Poales; Poaceae
Product: APO protein 4, mitochondrial
Exons: 2
Coding region: 53-1036 (327 amino acids)
Molecular function (GO): RNA binding
Source: RefSeq, a predicted model, not a curated record